Aegilops tauschii subsp. strangulata is the source of this 3893-nucleotide messenger RNA. RefSeq lists its product as uncharacterized. Gene Ontology annotation, molecular function: phosphatidylinositol binding. NCBI's taxonomy places the organism in Eukaryota, Viridiplantae, Streptophyta, Magnoliopsida, Poales, Poaceae. The record is from RefSeq and is a predicted model, not a curated record.
AAAACAAAACUCCAGUCGCCCGGAAAAAGCCACAGCUGCCGUCCCCUUUCCGAACAGAACCGCCGGCCGCCUCCUCCGCCCCCGCCGCCCGCCGCGCGGAGGAUGGCGCCGCCGGGCGGCGCGCCGAGGGCGGCGCACACGGCCCGCGACCUGGCGGAGGAGGGGAAGAAGCGGGCCGUGCUGCUCCUCGUCUUCGCCUUCGGCCUCGCCUUCCUCAUGUCCCUGACAAGCUCUUCAGUCUGGAUUAACUUCCCAUUCGCCAUAUCUUUGAUAGUUCUGUUUCGCUACCUAUCACUUGACUACGACUUCCGUAGAAAGAGCACAACAACCACAGAUCGUGAAGCCAGUCGCCCACUUGCCAAAACAAAAAGUAUUGAAUUAAGCAAACCUUCACUUACCCAGAAGAAUGGAAAUUCCAGUUGGAGGAGCAAGGUGAACUCACCUCCAGUUGAAGCAGCAUUUGAACAGUUCACAAGGCAUCUUGUCACGGAGUGGGUAACAGAUCUUUGGUACUCCCGUAUUACACCUGAUAAGGACGGACCAGAGGAACUCAUCAGCAUAGUUAAUUCUGUCCUUGGAGAGAUUUCUAACCGGGGAAGAAGCAUUAACAUCAUCACUCUGCUAACCAGGGACCUGGUCGAUCUCAUAUGCAAUAAUUUGGAGCUUUAUCAUUCCUGUGAAGCUAAGAUUGGAAAAGAGAAGUUUGUUAGACUCCCGACGGAGCGUCGUGAUGCUGAACUGAAACUCGCCCUUGUAGCUCAAAGCAAGUUGCAUCCGGCUUUAUUUUCAGCCAGUGCUGAAUACAAGGUCUUGCAAAGUCUUGCUGAUGGUUUGCUCUCAAUCACAGUAAAGCCUGAGAAUCUACAGUGCUCGUUCUUCCAUUAUACUGCACGAGAACUUCUUGCAUGCACAGUUUUGAGGCCUGUCAUAAACUUGGCAAAUCCAAGGUUUAUUAAUGAAAGGAUUGAAUCUUUGGUUCUUUCUCGCGCCAACAAGGCAGAUAAAGGAGUUGAAGGAUCCUUGGAGGAUGCUACAAUGGUGAAGCAAAGGGAGCCUCCUAUGCCAUCUGUGGAUGAACUUUCUGCACUAGCAGACCACUCAAGUCCUGGGGUUGAACUUGUUAGAUUCAGUCAGGGCCAGUCCAAAACUGCUUCCGAUAUGCAACUAAGCAAAACUAAAAGUACAUCUAGUAUCAAACCAAAAGCCCUUAAUUCUUCUAUGAUCAAUGAUUCACAUCCACUUGAGUCAGGCAGUUUACCGUCCAAUUCCCACAUCUAUCCAGAUACCGGUAUUUCUGUACACCCCCAACCUUGUGGCAAGAUAGCUGCAGAGAGUUAUGAAGGAGAGUCAGCACAAAUAUUGGAUUUCAGCUCCCACAGAAAAAUUCGAGUCGUGGCACCUGAGCACCUUGAGAAUAUGUGGACUAUAGGGAAGAAUUACAAAUCAGAAAUUGCAAAACAUGUUGCUAAAGCACCUGUUAGAUCUUCUUUGGUCACCCAUUCUUCAGUGCAGGAGCCAGUUCCCUUCAGCACUUCAAUUCGUCAUCCUCCUCCUGUUCCACAAAGGCAAACAACAUUGUCUAAUUCUGAGCAUCAUCAUUUGAUAAAACACUCAGCUACUCCAGCAUAUUCAAAUGGCACUAACCACCUGCCAAAAAGUUUAGCUGGAGAAAUGGCAGGUCAUGCCAGCCAAGAAGAUUCUGCAUUGGACAGUGAGAGUUCAUAUUGCACCGAGGAGGACGAAAAUAACAAUGUAACUGGCUUGGACUCUCCUGUAACCAGAGUUUGGGACAGUAAAAGUAAAGGAAAUGGGACAUCAUCUCAUAUACACCAUCCACUUGAAAUGUCUGGUUUCCAUAAAUCAAGGACAAAUAGAAGUCAUGCGAGCAAGUUGAAAAUGGCAAGAACUUCAUCAGGAAGGAAAAGGACAAGGUCAAAUGUUCAAAAGAUUCCAUUGUGGCAAGAGGCAGAUAGAUCUUUUUUGGCGGGUGGUGAUUUUGGCAUACUAAAUACAUCAGCGAAUGAUUCAAGGACGGAUGGACUGUAUGAUGACACUGAGGUGGAAAGCAUGACUAGGAUGCUUAGUCGUGCAAAUACCUCAUCAUUGUCGUUGGCAUCAAGUGACUCUUCCUAUUCAUCUAGCACCAAUGUGUUGGAAGACUCGUAUUUGAAGUUAAGAUGUGAGGUGGUAGGAGCCAGCAUCGUAAAAAGUGGGUCUGGCAUGUUUGCUGUGUAUUCUGUCUCGGUAACUGAUGCCAACAGUAAUAGUUGGUCCAUCAAGAGGAGGUUUCGUCAUUUUGAAGAGCUACAUCGGCGUCUGAAAGAAUAUCCUCAGUACAGUCUUCACUUGCCUCCGAAGCAUUUCCUCUCAUCAGGGUUAGAGGUUUCUGUUGUUCGAGAGAGAUGCAACUUGCUUGACAUAUAUUUGAAGAAUCUUCUUCAGAUUCCAACUGUUUCAAGCUGUAUUGAAGUCUGGGAUUUUCUAAGUGUCGAUUCACAGACAUACAUUUUCACCGAUUCUCUGUCAGUUAUCCAGGCACUGUCAGUCAAUUUAGAUGUAAGAUCAAAUGAGAGGGGUGCAAAACCAUUGAAUUCUGCCAAAGCUUUGGAUGGAAAUUUGGCCUCUCCGAGACAAACUUUAAGUGCAUCUCAAAAUGAUAAUGAUCAGAAGGAUAACUACUUCGCUGCUGUUGAUGGUGGUUUGAGAUUGAGGAAGGGAAAUACGGAACAGAAUUUAGGACCUAGUGUUAGCAACUCAAGUGCCAAUAUUUAUCAAGACCACUCUGGAAGUGAUCCUGAACAGAACGAUCACUCGUUUUUGAUAAAUUCAGGAAAUGAUAAGAAAAAGCAGUCAGCUCAAACUGAUUAUAUAUCUCAAAUUUUGGAAUCUGAUGGAUACUCAGUGAGUCCUAAUGAAUGGUUGGCCCCAAAUCUUAGUGCCCCCAUAUUUCAUCUGGUCGAUGUGAUUUUCCAGCUCCAAGAUGGAGGCUGGAUCAGGCGUCAAGCAUUUUGGGUAGCGAAGCAAAUACUGCAAUUGGGAAUGGGAGACACAUUUGAUGAUUGGCUUGUUGAGAAAAUCCAGUUACUUAGGAAGGGGAGGAUAAUUGCUUUUGCAGUCAAGCGUGUUGAACAAAUACUCUGGCCAGAUGGAAUUUUCAUGACAAAGCAUCCUGACAGAAAACCAGCUGCUCCUUCUCCUGGUUCCCAGAAUGAUAGCAGGACAAACUAUCUGAUUGAACAACAACGAUUAGAAGAUGCUCAUCGUGCAGAAUUUGUUCGUGAACUGAUAAUAGAUAAAGCACCAUCAGCCCUAGUGAGUCUGGUUGGUCGGAAGGAGUACGAAAGAUGUGCUCAGGAUAUCUACUUCUUUCUUCAGUCCCCGGUUUGCUUGAAACAGCUAGCGUUCGAACUCGUGGAGCUCCUUGUCCUAGCCGCGUUCCCAGAGCUGGACGGCACGGUGAGGAAGUGGCACGAAGACAAGCACGAGUUCUCCGCCAUGGACUGAUUCUUUCGGACGGUUGUGUCUUGGUGUCGAUCUGUUUCGCUGUAAAUAAGAGUGCUGCUGGUUCUUGGCAUGCCGGUUUAGAUGGUGACGGCUCUGCGCAGUGUGAAUACGAGUAGUUAGCAACUAGCAUGGGUAGGAUGGUCAUGCCAUACAGUAUGCCGGUUUUUGUGCUUGACACUUUUUUUGCCGAUAGGGUUUCCGUAUACGUAAUGCAGGUCGAAAAGAAAGAGAGAUUGGUACAGGUUUUUUGGUUCCGCCCUGCGCACACACUGUGCUAGCGUGCGUUUGUAAACCGGCCGUUUUGGUCACACCAAACUUAUCUGCAUGAUGAUGAUGAUGAUGAUGAUGAAUGAAUGAAUGAAUGAAUGGAGUCGAUCGGUUCCUGGUUA